AUGUGGAAACUCUAUAUCAUUGUUAUGCACUACAUUGCUGGUUUCUGUGUUAAGGUUGGAAGUGAAGUCUUACGGAAAGAAUUUGGGAGUAUUUCCAAUGGUUAUCAUAUGGUACGUGUUCUUCGCUGUUGCUCUUCAAAUCCACGGAUUCGCUAUGUACUUUUCGUACCAUCUAGCCGCGGCUUGGACACCGAUGAAACGGGACUAGCUGAAUAUGUUGUUAGAGGACUUUUCACUUUGUUCAUGAAAGUCUUAUUGUUAUUUAUUAAAGAUACGCAGUUCUUGCUGACCCAAAUUAGUUCUGGUAUAGCUUGGGGCACCUUGAAUUGUCAUUCUAUCAUUGUUACUGGACUGCCUGAAAGGAUGUGGGGUUGCGGCUUCGAUGAACAUGACGAGGAAUCUACUGAUCUAGCUGUCAUCAAGCAGCAAUUCAUGCAUGAACCAGUAAUAAGCUCUUUUGCUUUUCCACAACCUCCCCUGGGCAUACAGGCGAAAGACUUUGUGGCAACCCAUUUUGGUAAGGAUGCCAAGAACAUGCAGUUCCGGAAGGGUACAACUACUCUCGCUUUCAUUUAUGAGCCUGCUACAGCUAAUGACAAGGGUGGAAUUAUCGUUGCUGUCGAUUCACGGGCAUCUUCUGGAGAAUAUAUCUCUUCGAAAUCAGUUAUGAAGAUUUUGGAUAUUGGUGAUCGUAUGGUCGCUACAAUGGCCGGAGUGCCUGCAGACUGCCAAUUUUGGACCCGAACUGUUGCCAAGUACUGCAACGCUGCCAGCAAAUACUUUGCCAAUGUUCUUUAUGGAUACCGUGGCAUGGGACUAUCUGUGGGUUCGAUGAUUGCUGGUUAUGACAAGAGAGGGCCGCAGAUAUUCAAAGUUGAUAGUGACGGUGACAGGUGCCAGUUGCACAUGUGUAGCGUUGGUUCUGGCUCUUUGAAUGCUUAUGGUAUCCUCGACACACAUUACAAGCCAAAAAUGACUGACGAAGAAGCUCUGAAGUUAGGUCGCCGGGCAAUCAUGCAUGCAACCUACAGAGAUUCUGGGUCUGGCGGCGUGUGUAAUUUGGUGCACAUCACUCCAACCGAGAAACAUCGUCUUCCACCGAUCGAUGUGAGCAAGUUGUGGUAUGAGUUCUCGGACGAACUUGGUCGUGACAUUGUUUUCUCAGCGACUGAAUUUAUUCAGCUGCAUAUGGACGAGUUCCUUUCCUUAUGUGAUGCAGAAGAAGAUGUGGACUCUCCUGAAUGCGAUUCGUUCGUAACAGCGCCUACCGAAUUGACGCUGAAUAGAACGGAUGAUCUGUCGGGAUUUGAGUCGUUUCUUUCGGCACGAUCCAUUAUCUCCACUGCUAACGAAGCACAUUCUGCCGAUGUUUCCCAUGAUUCAUCACAUCAUGAAAGAACAUUGACCGAGGAAGCAAUUCAGUCAAGCAUUGAAGAGCUCGAUAGAAAGAGAAGGGAACUCAUCGUGCAAGCACGGGCCACAAUUUUCGGUGACGACGCUAAAGUGGAUGAAGAAGAGAGCAAGAAAUCUACAUCGACAUCGAAAACUGGUCCAAGACUUGUGGACUUGGAUUUUGAUCCUGCUCCAACCAAAGAUGAACCCUGUUCGUCGAAGCAGAUUUUGCUGAAUUCUGAUAUCAGCGAUGACGAAAUGAUGGACAACAGGAAAGAUCUGAGCGAAUCUGGGAAGCAACUUCAAAGGCAGCUCGACAAGCAGGAUAGAGAACGGCCCCCUUCGCGAGGACGGCUCGUCUCACCUACUCCGAUAUUAAAGAAGAAACCCAAGGAAACAGUGUUGUCAGGUGUCGAAAAGAAAGAAAAUGUGGGAAGUGUGGCGCCAACACUCUUCGAUAAUUUUUUCCGUCUGAAUAUAAGGAAUCCUAAAAUAUCGUCUUCUACUUUCGAGUCCUACACAGAUGGCCAUAAACGUUUCCGUGUCUCCGAUCUCAGACCAAAUGCAGUGAUAACAGCCGAUAGCUGGACCACCGCUGGUGUCGUUGUCAAUCGCGAAGUUAGGAAAAGUGCUAAUGGUAAAGACUACCUUAUAUGGAAGCUACACGAUUUAAAGGAUUGCCAGCAGGCACCUGUUGUGGUGCUGCUUUUUGGUGAGGCCUACAAAGAGUACUGGAAAUUGCAAGCCGGAAUAUGUGUUGCGCUAAUGACCCCAACGUUCGCUGACAGUGAUAGGAAUUCGAAUCCUAAUUUGGAUAAAUUUAAGCCACAGGCAGCACGUGUCACGCUGAAGGUCUUCAAGCCUGCACAAGUUGUUGAGCUGGGUUACUCUAGUGAUCUGGGCAUGUGUAAGGGGGUGAAACUGGACGGACAAAAAUGUGGUAAUUUUGUUAAUACUUCAUUGUCGGAGUUCUGUGUACAUCACGUCAUGAAGGAAGCACGAAAACUAUCAGCAAAUCGAGGGACGUUCAACAGCGUCACGUCACAACCACCUCCUAAAAAGACUAACUCUGGGUUGUACUGCAACUCCAUCAGAGCUGGUUUGUCGGGAGGGAAUGGAUUCGCCAAUCCACCUAUUUCAAGUAACAUUCGCCCCACUCAGAGAAAAAUAAAUGAAAGGGCUCAAAUGUUUGGUGCUCGAAACCUGAAACUUCUCAAGGAUUCGAAGAAAGAAGGAUCUGGGAAGUCAGUUUCGAGUGUCGCUACAAGUUCAAUGGCGGAUUUCAUAAAGAGCCAAGCGGGUUCUUCAAAUGGUUGUGCUUUACAUGCUCCGAAACUGGGAUAUGGCCUUUGUGGUGAGAAGAAUAUUAAUCUUGGUGUGACAUCUCUAAAAGGAAGAAGUGUGUCAACAAAUGAUCCAGCCCGGCUUCGCGCAAUUUCAAUUCUAAAGCGAACAAAGGAGCAGUCUACUUUGGAAUCCAAGUCAGCAAAAAGGCAAAGGGAAGACUCGAGCGAGGCCGCUUCCUCUAAACGAUCGAGGCUUACUCCUCUUGACAAUAAAGUUGAUCUUGAUGCACUUCUCAAGAAGAAGAGUAUGAACGACUCACAAGCAAACAAGGCUCAAGGAAUCAUGGCUCAGAAACACCUGGACGCGUUGGAAGCAAAAGAAAAAGUUGAGACUUUUGUCUCUGAGUGCAUGUCGGUAAAAGAUGUGAAGGUUGUUAGCUGUAAGAAGUGCGGUUAUACUGCUCAGCGGCAAAGUGAUUUCUGCAAACGUGAAGGCCACUGUAUUACACACACAACUGCAGAAAAACGAUUUUUCAAGUGUGGCUCUUGCAAGAAACGGGUUGUGGUCUUCAGCAUGAUGCCUACUAAACCAUGCAAGCACUGUGAUGCAAACGAAUGGAUUCGGGUGGCAAUGAAAGACGAAAGAAAGGUUCAGCUAGAAAAUGAGAAGCUGGCUGUUCGAGGCGAGGAACGAAAGUUUGUAAACAGUUGA
Ostertagia ostertagi is the source of this 3390-nucleotide messenger RNA. The record is from the annotation of a GenBank genome assembly. NCBI's taxonomy places the organism in Eukaryota, Metazoa, Nematoda, Chromadorea, Rhabditida, Trichostrongylidae.